Petromyzon marinus (sea lamprey) is the source of this 2714-nucleotide messenger RNA. Its product is annotated as alpha-N-acetylgalactosaminide alpha-2,6-sialyltransferase 2-like. The record is from RefSeq and is a predicted model, not a curated record. Gene Ontology annotation, molecular function: sialyltransferase activity. Lineage: Eukaryota; Metazoa; Chordata; Hyperoartia; Petromyzontiformes; Petromyzontidae.
GAUAUAUGCCCCAACUGUGCUUGUAAGAUUCCAUCAGACUGCUGCUGCGCGCGUGUGUGGUUCUUGUUUGGCACAUGCCUCGUAAGGUUUCAUAAGGAGAAUAUUUUGACAACGAUGCGUUACAGGUCGAUCGAAAAGAUCUUUGCCUUAAUUGUGCUGCUUUCGAGUGGCGUGUACAUUUACAAUGUAAGGGUGAUGAGCAGACGCUGCAAUGCAGGAAUUCUCAGGUGCAAUUUCGCGCUGUGGCUGAAGGAGAAGACCCUCUUCUACGAACGGAUCCAGCGAAGCCACGCGGACGUGAUGUCGCUCGACGCCACCGUGGCGACGGCGGCGGGGACGACGGCAGGGACGACAAGGGCCGGGACGACGGCAGGGACGACGAGGGCCGGGACGACGAGGGCCGGGACGACGGCGAGGGCGGCAGGAACGAGGGCGAGGGCGGCAGGGAUGAGGGCCGGCGGCUCCCUGCCCUGGGAUCCCGACCUCAGGGAGGACGAGAAGCUGGCGGCGAAGGAGUGGCUGCUGGCGAGGAAAAAAUACAACAUCAGCUUCGACAAGGAUGACGAUUACUUUCGUGAGAGCAACGCGCUAGCGGACAACUGCUCCGCGAGUCUGCGCAGGGUGGUGGGCAGGAAGCCACUCCUGCAACGUGUGUUUGAUUUCAACGUCCCGGUCCUGCUGCGCAAGGGACACUUCAGCCCAGAGGAGUUUGAUCGCCUUUCAAAGUACCGCACUCCGUACGGCUGGAAGGGAAUGAACAUGAGUGAUGUUGAAGACGCUGUGGACAUGCUGAGCCACCCGGAGUGCCGGGAGAUGUUUACCCACCGCCUGCAGGAUGGUGGCGGCGGCGGCGGCGGAGGACGCGACGCCGAGAAGUGCGUUCGCUGCGCCGUUGUCGGGAACGGAGGGAUCCUCAACGGGUCCAUGAUGGGAGAGGAAAUCGAUUCCCACGACUACGUGUUCAGGGUAAACGGGGCGAUCACGGCGGGCUUCGAGCGAGAUGUUGGCAAUCGGACAUCCUUCUACUUUUUUUCAACCAAUACCAUGAAAAAUUCCAUGAGAGCAUACAGAAAGUUUGGGUUCGUGCACCCUCCCUGGUCUAAGGAAACACGAUAUGUGUUCGUUCCUUGCGGCCAUCAGGACUACUACAUGGUGACCGCUGCCUUCCGACGUGCCCUGGUCAACAAAGGGCCGGAUAAAAAGGAUAAACCCUGGAAAUACUUUGGAAGUGACGAUGUCGACAGGAAAUUCAAAAUGCUGCAUCCGGAUUUCUUGCGAUACCUGAAAAAUAAUUUUUUGCCUUCGACGCGUCUUCAAUCAAAGUUUAAAGACAUCUAUAGGCCAAGCACAGGCGGCAUAGCCCUGCUCACAGCUCUGCACACCUGUGACCAGGUUUCCGCCUAUGGGUUCAUAACCAGCACCUACAAGCACUUCCCCGACCAUUACUAUGACCAAAAGCAGAAGCUCGUUUUCUAUGCCAACCAUGACCUAAACUUUGAGAGGAUACUUUGGAAGAUGCUCCGGAAAUCACAAGUCAUGACCCUUUUUCAAGGAAAACCUCCAAAGAAGUUCUAGUAGAUUUUUUAAGUCGUAGUUUUAUGGUGUAAUGGCUAUAUCGAAUUCAUAUUUUUAUUGUCGCAGUCCAAUAAAUGUCGUGGCAAAACGGUCGCGAUAUUGGAGUGACCUUCCUGCUUGAAUUUUGCUGGGCCUUGCUGCUAGGCCUGUGCCUGUUUGGUAUGAAAUGUACUGUGGGUUAUUCGAAACACCACCUCAUCAGAUCGCGUGGUCAGUUUAUACUCAGGUGACAGGCAAAGGGCAGUCGUUUCAUUCACAUGUAUGAUAAGGACUUCGGAGUUGAUGAUGCGACAAAUGUCAAUAGGAUUAUAGAAUUAUUGAAUGUUGUGAUUAUUUUACAUGUACCGGGCCCAUUAGCUUUGCUGUAGUUUGCUUUGCAAAUGUGACUAAUCGUGGUGGUCUCUUGAGGUAUCGCCUCGUUAAAUAAAAACUCUUUGCAACUGGACUCUCACACACACACAGCCAAACCAUAUUACCACAGACACACGUCCCGUGUACAGACAGGGCUGCUGUUCAGGCAUGUGUUGUGGCGAGCAUAUUAAGAAUUGAAUGCCCAGCAACCUCGGUGCAAAUGCUUAUUUGCACAUUUUAAAGAUUUUACGAUGGUGCAAAAUAAUAGCACAGGGGAAGUUUGAAUUCCCUUGUGAUCUUGCUGGGACUCCGGAGAUGCUUCUAGCGUGGCACCUCGACGCAGCUUCGACGCCAAUCGCUGCCCCGUGCAUUCCUCUAUCUCAAAUACAUAUAUAUUAAGUUCGUUUUUACUCUUGGACAUGUUUAACAGAUAUACAGUGCAGUUCUGUGUUUAAAAAAAAAUCCGAGUGUAAUGAUUUCAUUUUUAUUGACAAAUUUGCUGACAAAUUGUUGGCACAUAUUUAAUAUACAUAUUAAAACAAUAUUCGCAUUAAUAUACAUUUCUUAACUAACACGAUUGUGUUUGUUUUCGCUUCAGCAAUGUCACAUUUUUAGGAAUAAUUCAUGCUUGAAUGUUCUCAUAACAAAUCUUUGACGACAUGUUUUGAUCUAGGAGAGAAUAAAAGCAGAUUUUGAUACCAAUUGCCUUGUGAUGUUCUCCAUGGCCAGCAAUACAAACUCAUGUUCCUGGUUGGGCAGAUCAGCAGUGAAUCAAUGCACACAGAUGC